This is a messenger RNA of Spodoptera frugiperda (fall armyworm), 2780 nucleotides long. Its product is annotated as nose resistant to fluoxetine protein 6-like. Gene Ontology annotation, molecular function: acyltransferase activity, transferring groups other than amino-acyl groups. The record is from RefSeq and is a predicted model, not a curated record. Bases 235 to 2253 code for a protein of 672 amino acids. NCBI's taxonomy places the organism in Eukaryota, Metazoa, Arthropoda, Insecta, Lepidoptera, Noctuidae. The transcript is spliced from 13 exons.
AAAGGUACUGUUGAAUUCAUUCGUUGAAGAUUAACUCGAUACAACGGAUUGGCGGAAAAUAUAUUUGUUUCUGUGUUGUCCUCAAGCUGCAUAUACUUGACGAAUUAUAGUUAAUAUAUUUUAAUAAAUAGUAGAAUUUAUACGAUCAUGGUUUUAUAGCAGUAACUUGAGCUCCUAAAUAGAAGAUAAUUAUUAAGUGUUUAUAAAUGUGCAGUUAAAGUUUAUAAAAAUAAAAUGGAGAAAUAUAUAGUGCUGUUGUGUUUGUUACAUAGCUGUUAUGGUGUUAUAUAUAACUUAAAUGCUACGGAGUAUGACCGAAUGCCGGCCAAGUACCAGGGGGACUCGUACGACAAAUGUCAUUGGGACGAGGAUGCAGUCUACUGCAUCGCGGAGCUCAGGCUGGUCUCCGAUACUCCCAGCCCUCUACUCACCAUGAUACAAGAAUACUCAGCACACAACACAACGCAUUUCGACUACACGAGGGUGGUGCGAGGAGUGUGUCUCACACAGACAUGCAAACACUAUUACAAUGGUACAGCAGCCUCCACCAACGACACAGAGAGGGGAGUAGCCAUAGGGGCCUGUGUCAAUGAAUCCCUGUCCAAAGACUACGGGCUGAAGGUCAACGUGAUUCGCUACUUCUGCAACCAGCCCCCAAAGGAGAAGCCUCUGGAUACACUGGAUUAUGCCAUGGCUGUCGUGUGCCUUGUCAUAAUCCUGGCCAACAUUGCUGGAACUAUUUACGAGCCUUUCCAUGGGAAGCGAAAGGAUUUUUUGUCGAGGUUCCUCGUCUGUUUCUCAAUUCGUAACAAUUGGAGGAAGCUGAUGAGUCCCGUCGGUAGAGGACAGGACCCUCGUAUGAGGCGGCUUAAGAGUAUCCAUGGUAUAAGGACAAUGUCAAUCGCACUAGUCAUCAUGUCCCACUCGAUCAUAGCGUGCGUGGCGUAUAUUGACAACCCCAUCUACUUUGAAUCGUUGUACAAAACCCCUUCGUUGAAGGUGAUCUUCAAUGGUAUGACCAUCAUGCAGACCUUCCUCAUCAUGUCUGGUUUCCUGCUCGUCUACAACUCGCUGCUGCACGCUGAGAAGAAUCAGAUAACCUUGAUGACGUUCCCUAAAUACAUCAUUCUGAGAUGGCUCAGACUGACACCACCUUACGCAAUCAUCUUAGGGUUGACUAUCACCUGGAUGAGGUACCUCACUGAUGGUCCAUUGUGGCAGGAGGUGAUAGGCAACGAAGUGUUUGACUGCAGGAAGUACUGGUGGACCAACCUGCUGUACAUCAACAACUACUUCGACGACUCGCAGUGCAUGCAGCAUACAUGGUACAUAGCAACGGACACCCAGCUGUACUGCAUGGGUGCCCUGGUCUUCGUGCUGUGCUCCACUCCUCGGUCCCGGAAGAUAGUGCUGCCGCUCCUGUUCAUAGCGGGCCUCAUCAUCCCCGCGGUCAUCACUUACAUGCGCAACCUGGAUGGGACCUUGAUUGUAUCUCCAGAGGCUAUCCACGGCAUCUUCUUGAACGAGGCUACGUUCAACUACACGUACCGGAGAGGCCACACCAACCUCGCUGGGUACACCAUCGGCCUCUCCAUCGGCUACCUCAUCUACCACUGGCAGAAGAAAGGGGUUGACAUGACCAGGUUCAGGAGAUAUCGUCUCGGGGUUCCUCUGCUCGUGGUGCUUGGCACUGCUGUGGUCUAUACAGCCAGCAUCUUCUUCGAGGACGUCCCUCGUCACUCUCUAUUCAUCAGAGUUAUCUUCUCCAGUCUCCACAAGCCAAUUUUCGGAUUAAUAAUAGGAUUGGGAUUAAUCACAUUUAUAUUUAAAAUUGAUGACAUAGUUCGCAAUUUACUGGAGUGGCAGGGCUGGACGGUGCCCAGCCGCAUCUCGUACAGCGCGUACCUGGUGCACGUCGCCUUCAUCAGACACUUCGUCUCCUACCAGACUACCACUUGGCACGCCACCUUCGUCUUAAUUCAACAAAUGACGGUUGGGUUCGUGUUGGCUUCCUUCCUAACUGCGCUACCAUUCUUCUUGAUAGUAGAAGCUCCAUUCGGCAACUUGGUCAAAUUGCUCCUGAUGGGCUCCCCAAGAGAGAAGGAAGGUGACAAUAAAGAGAAUGGAAAAGAAAGUCCUCCUAAGAAAAUGUUGAGUGACAGUGAAAUUGUUGCCAUCGAGAAAAUUGUUCCUUUGAAGACUUUACGGGAAAUACUAAGUGAUGGUCCUAAGUAUGAAAAUUCUAGAGUUUGAGGUCUAGUGGAAUCUUCAAGUGCCAAUGUGUGGCUUGAACUUUAUAGGUAUUUAUGAGAACAAAUUGUGAUGUUAGACUAUGAUUAGAAUAAUAAAACAUGAUAGGGUUUGACAUCAUGAGAGUGAGGUUACCGGAGGCCCAAUUACCCACCUCCCCAAUCUUCACGAUUCCCGAUUUCCCCACAAACCUUAAUAAAUUCCCAGUCCAAAAAGGCCGGCAACACACUUGUAACGCCACCGAUGCUUCGGAUGUCCAUGGGCGGUGGCGAUUGCUUACCAUCAGGUGAUCCGCCGGUUCGUUUACCGGCUUGUACCUUACAAAAAAUACUGAUACACGGAACGUGUUUGUAUUUACUUCUGCUCAACUAAAUACGUAAGUAGAUUAAUAAAAUUGUAUUUAUGGUGUAGGAAAACCUUUGUACAUAAGUCCAAUCAAAUGUUAGAAAUUCCUUUAUUUAUUAAGGAGUAGUAACUUAAGUUAUAUUAAUAAGAAUUGUUGGGUAAAUAAAAUAAAAACAUAGUAUUAA